Mus caroli (Ryukyu mouse) is the source of this 10284-nucleotide messenger RNA. It is a transcript of the gene Lcor, whose product is annotated as ligand dependent nuclear receptor corepressor. Gene Ontology annotation, cellular component: nucleus. The record is from RefSeq and is a predicted model, not a curated record. Gene Ontology annotation, biological process: regulation of transcription by RNA polymerase II. NCBI's taxonomy places the organism in Eukaryota, Metazoa, Chordata, Mammalia, Rodentia, Muridae. Gene Ontology annotation, molecular function: DNA binding.
GGCGCGCCCCGGUGCACGCGUGCACGCGCGGCGGCGCCCGGGCGUGUGCGAGGCGUGAGGUGGAGAUGGGGGCGGAGGGAGCCGGAGCUGUCACAGGCCCCGCGUCCGCCUGAGCGAGCCAAGUGGGGUGUCAUGGCCGCGGGGGGCAGCGGCUGCACUUCCUCUGCUGGCAGCGGCGGCUGCGGAGUUAGUCCUCGACGCACGGGUCGGUCCCGUUUCCCUCUGUGCGGCGGCCGGCGGGACCAUAAGGGCUUAACUCACAUAUUUAACCCCCCUCCAAAAAGAUUUGAAAGUAUUCUUGAAGGGCUGUUUGGACCUGCGUUAUUAAAAGAUCUCAGUUUAUUUAAAGAGUGUGAACCUGAAAGCAUUUCUGAUUGGGCGUUUGAUGAAAAUUGUCUGUUCUGUUGCUUGAAAAGAGAUCAAGUAAAGGGACAUUUAGUCGGUCUGGAUGAACCAGCUUCCGGAGCUGGGCAAGAAGCUUUGCUUAAGCAAGAGCACGCAAAAAUCAUUCGACUCCAGAGACAAGCAGAAGAGUUCCUCAAUGCAGUCUUUUAUAGAAAAGACAGUCCCUGGGUCUCCGACCCCAAUAUUCCCUUAGUGGCCCGUGAGAUCAUGCAGCGAAUGAUCCAACAAUUUGCUGCUGAAUAUACCUCAAAAACUAGCUCUACUCAGGACCCCAGCCAGCCCAAUAGCACAAAGAACCAAAGCCUGCCGAAAGCAUCUCCAGUCACCACCUCUCCCACGGCUGCAAGUACUCAGAACCCCGUGCUCAGCAAACUGCUCAUGGCUGACCAAGACUCGCCUCUGGACCUUACUGUCAGAAAGUCUCAGUCAGAACCUAGUGAACAAGACGGUGUACUUGAUUUAUCUACUAAGAAAAGUCCAUGUGCUAGCAGCACUUCACUGAGCCAUUCUCCAGGCUGCUCCAGUACUCAAGGGAACGGGCGACCUGGGAGACCCAGCCAGUACCGCCCAGAUGGACUUCGGAGUGGUGAUGGGGUACCUCCAAGAAGCUUACAGGAUGGAACCAGGGAAGGCUUUGGACACUCCACAUCACUCAAAGUUCCACUGGCUCGAUCUCUGCAGAUUAGUGAAGAACUACUGAGCAGAAACCAAUUGUCCACAGCUGCCAGCCUUGGUCCGUCUGGAUUACAGAAUCAUGGACAGCACUUAAUAUUAUCCAGGGAAGCCUCUUGGGCAAAACCUCACUAUGAAUUCAACCUCAACCGAAUGAAGUUCAGGGGAAAUGGUGCACUCAGCAACAUCAGUGACCUUCCUUUUCUUGCAGAAAACUCUGCCUUUCCAAAAAUGGCACAUCAAACAAAACAAGAUGGAAAAAGGGACAUGAGCCAUUCAUCUCCUGUAGAUUUAAAGAUACCACAAGUUCGAGGAAUGGAUCUUUCUUGGGAGUCUCGCACUGGUGAUCAAUACAGCUAUAGCUCUUUGGUAAUGGGUUCACAAACGGAGAGCGCGCUUAGUAAAAAAUUAAGGGCUAUUCUUCCAAAACAAAAUAGAAAAAGCAUGUUAGAUGCUGGACCUGAUUCUUGGGGCUCAGAUGCUGAGCAGUCUACCUCUGGACAGCCAUAUCCCACAUCGGAUCAAGAAGGAGACCCUGGCUCCAAGCAGCCUCGGAAGAAAAGAGGGCGUUACAGACAGUACAACAGUGAGAUACUGGAGGAAGCCAUCUCAGUGGUUAUGAGUGGAAAAAUGAGUGUUUCCAAAGCUCAGAGUAUUUAUGGGAUUCCCCACAGUACACUGGAGUACAAAGUAAAGGAGAGGCUGGGCACUUUGAAAAACCCUCCAAAGAAAAAGAUGAAAUUAAUGAGGUCGGAGGGGCCAGAUGUUUCUGUAAAGAUUGAAUUAGAUCCCCAGGGAGAGGCAGCACAAAGUGCAAAUGAAUCAAAAACUGAGUAGAAUAUUGUAGAGUGCCAAUUACUGUACAAACUGGGUGAGCACUACUGCACCACUGUUAGCUGUCCUGCUGCACUGACUUCAUUACUGUGACACUUGCUGCUUUGCAGGUUUUGCAUUGCCUUGUGCACAGAGGUGAAAGGUGCAUUCUGAAUUUGCAUAUUUUAAAUGUCCAUGUGCAGUAUGGCUCGGAAUAUUGUUUGGCCUUUUGCAUGUUUCUCUACACAGAGAAUUGAGUUACCUCACAAAGACCAGAUACAUGGAAGUGGACUCCUUGCCUGUAGAGCCUGCAUGCUUUCCUUUGUUCUCUUUUUCUCUCUCUCUCUCUCUCUUUUUUUUAAGUUAUGUUUUCCUUUACCUUAAAAAAAAAAAUAAGGAGGUGAAGGAAAAACCCUUCUGGAAUUCACCUCUGUCAUAUUGGGAGCUUUAUCGCUACAAAUUGAAAAGCUAUCUUACAAAAUGUUGACAUUUUUCUUACAUGAUUCAACUAAUUGAAGGGUUAAACUAAAAAAAAAAAAAGAUGAUGAACCAUUGACUUUAAGAUAUUUGGUUACUUGAUAAAUACUUGGGUCAUAUGCUUUAUCAUUUUCUUUUCAUUAUUAAAUUUACCAACUAAAUUAGCAAUGUCUUAGUGCUCACCCAGGGGCAAGGCGUGGAGAUGUGCACACACUACCUUCAAACUGUUUCAGUUCAUCACUUGGAACACUACCUUUGCUGUAAUUUCAUUUAAGAUUUUCUAAGGGUAGAAUUUGCUCUCACCAACAAGUGAGAUUAUAGCCUUAUCUCAUGGAGGACCCGCUCCCUUCUUACUCAGGAGCAGUCAGGGUACAUUUCAUAAACAAUGGAGGAUGCCUCAUUUCAGCAAGCUUCAGUUUCUUUAUAGUUUUCAGUGGUUUUAUAGAAGUGGUCAUGUAUUAACCAACAACUGAGUAUUGUUGCAGCCAUUAGUUCUAAGGAAUCUAAGCUGUGCUUCCUGGGAGUCAGAGCACAGAGAGCAAUGUGCGUUAGUAAUUAUGGUGUGGCUAAAAUGCUGCUUACACUUUCAGCCUUGAUACUUUCUAUAUAGAUGAAGGAUGGUGACCUAAUAUGAUCAGGUUGCAUGUCGAUUGUGCUGAUUGGCAGUUCAGCUCACUGGAGUUUCCGUCUAACUCAUUCAGAUACUGCUACAAGACUGGGAGAGGUUAGGUUUUAGAUCUUAGUUAAUUUUGUUUAGGUGAACCCCCAACCCCCCCACCCCCACCCCUUAUUCUUAUGGCAUCCUACAUAAUAUCCCCUUCCUGGCCUUUUCUGGUUGUUUAGCACACGUUUCAGGCCCUUUCCAAUCAUGUUUGUGCAAGCACUCCUUGAAGAAUGGCUUAUGCUUUGUUUGAGAUGGGCACAUGAAAUUGCCGUGAUUUAAGUUUGCAAGAUUGGUUUUGACAGACAAGUGAAGAAUUCCUGAUAAGUAAAGCCAGUGGGAUGUAAUCUUUACAAUCAUCAGAUUUAAAAUUACUAUUUUGUGCAAAGCAAAAUCCACACCACAUAUAUCCUAUAUGCUAGUCUUCUGAGAAAGGCGGUUAGGCCCUUCUAAAUGCUUAGCCAAACCCCAAAAUCAUUGACAUUUCUGAGUAAAAUAAAAUAAGUAGCCAGUGUUCCUUAGGUUAAAAUUGGUCAUUCCGAGAGAGUACUAACAACUUGAGAAGUAGGUAGGAAUAUUGUCCAGAUAGUCCUCAGGCACAGAUUCCUGACUGAAAACUUUGAACCCAUUAGUUCAAUUAGGUAAAAGAUAGAUUUCACUCGCAGCCUGUGAGUUCAAAGGUUAGGCACACCAUUGCUGCUGUUAAAAUUAAGACACUGCACAUUUUUGACAUAGGUUGGGUGUGGGCUCCUCUUUCGAUUUGGUUAUUUUGUAAAGCAGUUUAAUCAGUGGAUGACCGCCUGUUUCUUGGCUUUUUAGUCUCAGCAGGCAAAGAGUUGGGUAAUAUGAAUGUGACUGCAAUAUUUCCUAGCCUAGCUGGAAGUUGCAAUAAAAACACCAUAUGAGAUGCACGAUUUUUCAUCUGCAAUUGAAGGAAGUUGUAUGAGGUUUGCUGAAAGCAAAAGGCUAAGCUUAUGAAGGAGAACCUCCUCUGUCCCCUCUCAGUUUGUUAGUACACAGUUGGUUGCAGGCAUGGUUCCUUUUUGUGCAAUGCUGGGGUACUCAGUAGCCCAAAUUUGCUGCAAAAGAUCCUUUGAGAAUUUAACUUGUGCUUUUAUUCCCUCUCAGAAAGACAUCAUUAAAGGCCCAUCUGAGAAUAAAAUCUGGCCCUAAAAGUUGAGCCUUUGUACUUUGACUCUUCAGAGAGGUGUAACCCUUGUGGUAGUCUGUAGUGGUGUAUGUGUUGAGUUACGUAACUUUUGUCAGUGUAGUGUAAUGGGAGUGACCGUUUUACUAACAUAACUAUUUUCUAUGUGUGUUUCAGUGGAUGACAAUCGAGCAGCAGAAAAAUGGUGUGCCUACCCUUUAAUGCUGCAGUUUAAAUAAGAGAACUUGUAUUGUGUCAUUUCAGACUGUAGGCUGAGCUGUAAAUAGUGAAAAUUGAGUACUUCUAUUAUUUGUUUUGGUUAGAAAGUGAAUUUUAAAAACAAACCAAACCCUAAACUUCUCAGAUAUAAAGUCCUGAGACCUGAAGAUUGUAAUGUUCAUGCCUGUGAAGCUUUUAACGUUACACUUGAGAUCAGUCAUGACGUGAUAGUCAGGUACAUUUUCUUUUCCAAGAAGCUUUUGAUAAGCAUAUUUUCUCCAAAGGUUGGUUGGUUGGCUGGUUUCUCUCUUUCUUUCUCUCUUUUCUUUCUUUUGCUAUUGUGUUAUUUUGUUUGAGUAUAGAUUGUUUUAAAGCACUAAUUGCAUUACAUUGGUAACUGCAAUAUAAAAUAGCCAUUAUUGUUUUGUGAAGCAUGGUUGAAAUUAGAUAGUGGCCCCUUUUAAAAUUCAUGAGCCUCUCAAAAAAAAAAAAAAAAAACUUAAAAAAAUACAAAAGCUGCUGAAUAUUUCAAAAGAUAUAUAUUUUACCUUAUUGUAGGUUUGUAAAGUUAGUUUGUAAUAUUCAGGUGCACUUUUAAUGUUAAACUUUGUGUUCAGAGUUCGAUUAUACUGCAUAUUUCUUGGAGGUGGCUGUCAGUCUUCAUACCACAGUGAUCCCUUAAUAUUUGAUUUCUCUCUUGAUUUGCCACUCUGCUGUAUGGCACUUUCAGUGUAGAUAGUCUAGUUUGGAGACGUCCUCAUAAGUGUGUGAUGGAGAUUGGUCUACUUGCAUGCUUAAUUUCUGCUAAUCAGAGGUUUGCAUGGCCCAAACAACAGUUGACCAUUUUUAUGGUAUGGGAAAGUAUAGUUCAUAACUGCCUGUCACAAAAGCCGUUUUUCUCAUAUUUUCCAGUAAGGCAAAUGAUGACAUUAUUCAAAUUACAUAACAUUAUUUGAAUUAAUGGUAGGAAAUAAUAUAUUUAUAAUAAAUCCUUGCUUUUUAGUGAGAGAACAUUGACAUCACACAGUAGAUAAGCUACAGUACUGUGAAAUCACAAAACACUAAACAGUUCUAGGUGAGAUAGAGUUGAGAUGGUAUUUUAUUAUUAGCAUUCUUAUUUCUGAAAGAGCAGAAUCAGCAGGCACGAUCCAAUAUAGUGUGUUAUUUUACUUUGUUCCCUAGCUUGUCAAAUGACUGAAUUGUAUUGAGCUAUACACUUUCAUUCUGCUCCCCAAAUACCAUGAAGGACAAGGUCUCUCUUUGAGGAAAAAAUAUUUAUAUUUGUGUAUAAUACUUUUUAAUAUAAGUUUGUUGUUAUUCUGAAGUUUAGAUGUUGCUUGAUAAAACUUUGCUACAGCAGAUCAUGAAUAUGAGCAAGGCUUUGUGUAAUAGUAGGGUCCUUAUGUGAAGUUACUACUGUUCGGUUCUGGUGAGCAAGCUCAGAGGUGUGAAGUGUGCAUUAGCUUUAUUUCGUACAGUUUUACUUUACAGCAUUGAAGUGCUUUAGAACUCUGGUUAUCUUAUAUAAAUCAUUACCUCAACCAAUUGCCAUUUCUGUUCCCCAGUGUUUUACCUUGGCUGUAAUUUGAGCUGUAUGGGAUCAGAUAGCAAAAUGUUAUGUGGCACAAGGAGGUGUUUAGUUCCCAAUUUUCUGGAGAGAACUCUUAAGUCAGACCCAUAGCCUAACUACCGUCUGUCAUUAGGCAACUUUGUCAUUAGGCAAGUGUGCUCUCCACCUACCCCAGAUAAGCACAUGUUGCCAGGCCUGGUUCUAAGCCUUUCUGAUCCUUUUACAUUUUAUUGCCCCACGAUGGUGAAGUUUAGAUUUAUUUGGUUAUUUUCAUAAAACAAAUUGUCAGGUCAGUGUCAGAACCUGAAAUUAUUUUGAGCUGUCAACGCAUGUGUAUGUAUGACAAGUAGUGUUACAUUAACAACUAUUACAUCCUAAUCGCUUUCCUUUUGAAGCAAAUUUCUGAAUCUGUAAUCCUUUAUUUAACCAAAUGCUUGAGGUUGUUUUCACAUCUCCAUUCUUGUAUUUAUUCAGGUUGCUGUCAUUGGUGGUAGAAUAUGACUAUAGGAUGGAUGGUCACUUGAUAUUCUGUUAGCAGAUUGAAAGUUACAGGUUAAAUUUUGGCCUUCAGAGAAAUGGAAGAUCGUUUUUCUCGUUCCCUUUCCAUUAGAAUUAAAUUUUCAUUAAUAUGCUGGUCAGUCCAGUAUUAUUCAGACCUUGAUGGCUUUAGCCAAAUAAUCCAUUUAGGAGACUAUUGAACUAUAUAAAUUUUUUUGGUUGGUUGGUUUUUGUUUUUUACUACUAAAAAAAAUACAUAUGCAUACACACACAUAUAUUAUAUGUAUGUAUACAUAUACAUACAUACUUGUGGUAUAAGGCAUACAGACCUCCAUACACUUUAUUUUGGAAUAAUUCUGUUCUUGAGACUUGAUGUAUAAACACAAUGACGGGGAGGUAGAGGAAAUGGUCUCCAUCCCAUCUUGUUCACUCUGGUCUUUACACUCAGCUGUUAAAGAAGCAAACUUUAGCCCUGUGAUAGUAACACUGUGGCUGUGUUUUGUGUUGCAAAGGAUUUUGGAGCAGGGGAUGGAACCUAGGGUGGAUAGGUGUAAACUUUAGAAAAAAGGAUAAAGAUCAACUGCCCCCAGCUGGAUUAAAUAAAGUAAGAGUGAGUCUCAAGACACUGUACGAAAAUUUGAUCAUGUGCAUUGAUAGGAAAAUAAUUUACAUUUUUUUGAAAAUGAGAAUUAAAUCUAAUGUUUAUUUGGCAGACAGUAAACAAGAGUUAAUUUUACAAUUAUUUGGGAGGUAAUUUUAAGAUUUCCAGUUCAUUUAGAGCUGUAUCUAUAAAAAAGCAUGAAAAGCAAGCACUUUUAGUAAACCAUAGAUUUAUUGGAUGUAGCAAAUAUUCCUAAUAUUUAUCCUUUAUUGUUUGAAUGUGAAAAUGAACUCUUUACUCCUUGAACUGUCUUUGAACAGGCUCAGGAUAUUUUCAACACUGGAAAUGACCCUACACACAUACCAAAUAAAUAAUCUAAAGCAGUGAGACAUUUGAAGAUUCAUACCUCUUAAACUUAGAUUUGUCUUGAAAACCAGUUUGUGAACCUAUAACCAGUAUUAGUGCAGUCUUGGGUUCCUUGUUCUGCAUAAUUGCACCCUUUCUCAGGUAUGUCCUGAAAACAUAAAAUUUUAAAUCUCUUUGGAGAUUAGAUUCUCAGUGGAUAGUGUGAAGGGGUGGGGGUGGGGGUGGGGUGGGAGUAGUUGGACACAGGAUACUGACACAGUAGAGCAGGGAUUUUUAACAUUCAGUAGCCAAAUAGAGUUUCAGUCUAGAAUAUUUUUACCCCCACAGAAUAAACAAAAUGGUUCCUAUUUGAUAAACAACCAGCGCUACACUCCUGAGUCUUUCGUCCGAUGACUUUCCUGCGUAAUGGAAGGGUAUAUAUAUAUAGCAAACCUCACUAUUGUUAGGAAAGCACUUCCCCAAACUUUUAAAGUUCUAGAAAAGGGAUAAGUCAGCACUUUUCUGUUAAAACACUAAAGUCUUAAUUUACCUUCAGAGUCUUAGGUACUGUAAGUUUUAGGAUGAUUAUUUUAAAAACCAUAACUACAUGAUAUGGGGUCAAAUCACAUUUAUAUAAAUGAUUCUUAUUUUAACAAAGGACAAUAGCAUUUUGUAUCUUUCUAGUACUUCUAAGUAAUUGCCUCACUUUCCCCAGUUCAGUUUAGCACUUCUGGCUUAGGAAUUUGGAAUCUGAGAGGAAGCAGGGGAAUUCCCCCGAACGGUUAUCAGACCAUUUUGAUAUGUAAAUCACUAAGGAAUGGGUAGAGACUCUCUCCCUUUUAAGUCUUCAGGGAAUGAGCAGUAUUUAGAAUCUUUGGCUGAAAUUCAAGCCUUUUUACUGUGUAAAUUUUUAAUACUUAUUCACUGACAUGCUUUUUACAUCAGAGGACUGAUACGGAUCUUAAUGGGUUUAAGUUGUGGAAGGGUAUAUUUCUAAAACUAAGGGGGGGGGGGNGUUGAUUAACUAGGUUAGUAUUACCAGCAUUAGUGAGUUUAAGAAAUCUUAGUAUGUAAUAGCGAAGUGUUUGAUUAAAAGUCUAAUCCUAUAUUGAUAGUCAAAAUUAGUACAUUCUGAUCUAGGAAAGAUAGUCAUUGGAUAUUGAUAUGCUGUGCUGUCAGGAAAAAAAAAACAAACAGAAGAAACCUUUGUCCGACUCCCACGUGUGCGUGUUCUGAUGGGAUGUAUACUUAAUGGUGGCUUGUUGCUGCUUUGGGGGAAAAUGCAUAAACUACAUGGAGCGUUCACGUAUAAUUCUCUAUGACCUCCACUUUAAACUGUCAGACAUUGGUAUUUUAUCAGUCCACACUGUUAAAUAAAGCUAAUGUUCUUAGAAAAUCAACUUGUACACACUGUUGAAAAACCCUCAGGGACAGUUUUCACACUUUCCUCACUCAAUUCAGGUACUUUGAUGCUAUUCUUAAACCUAACAGUGACUUGUAUUUUUCUGUUUUGCUUUUAUUUCAACGUGCUGGUAGCACAUCUUUGAUGAAUGUCAACUUAAAAACUCAGUUCAGGUAUCCAGGUAUAACUCAGCCAAACAGAUUUUAAAGCUGCAUAACUUUCCAGCACACGGUGCCUCACACUCUUAUAGUGGCAUUCUAUAGAUUCAGUUAUAACUACUGAGCAGAUAAUAUGGGGGUUCCUGUUAACAGUGUAUUUUUUUAAACAUGCAUACAUGUAUAGCCACCACACACACACAGAAACUAUAUAUUUUUAAAUGCCACUAAUAGCCAGCACAAAGAAAAUAAGGAACAUUCCUAGCUGCUUCUGUAAACUGUGACAGAGGCAGUUCCUCCUUGAUGUGGCUCUUGUUUCUUCAUCAUAACUACUACUAAAUUCAAGCACUGGUCCUUGGGUGUCUGACCUCUACAUUCUAUUUAUGCAAUGUCUUCAGAGAAUCUGUGCACUGGCCACUGUGAUGGAGCCAUUGGGCCAUGAGUGCUUUGAGUUUAUCAGUAGUGAACCUGCCAAAGUUGGUAUUUUAACAUUGAGUAUGUAAAAUGUCAAAAGUGAGCAGAGGUCUGGGUCUGCAGACGGCAGAAAGUUUUAUCUCAGUGUAUUUUACAGCCUCUAAGACCUCAGUGACAAGUUCCUUCCGAUGGUGACUUGUCUUUUAACCACUUGUUUUCCACAGUGCUACCUGUGGUUAGCAAACUGCGUGCAUCAUCAUGAUCUCUGCCUUACUGUUUGAUGUCUUACAUCCAAAAGAAACGCUAAAACCCAUAGCCUUUGAAGACAUGGAAAAUGGCAUUUUUCAGAUUUCUAGAAGUUCAGUGUCAUGCAACAAAACAGGAGCCCCCUUAACUCUAUGGACCUCAUUUCAAUAUACUGUUUACAGUUUGACGGAAUUGUAUAAUUUAAUAUUUCUCUUGUACUGUAGUUAAUAUUUAUUUACAGAUUUUUUUGUACUGUGUGAUUUGAACUUUUUGUUCCUGCUAUAAUCAUUUGUUUAUGUAGUAGAGCACUUAUGAUCACACGUUAAGUUUUUGGGUUUGAUUGCACUACAUUAAAUUUUUAAUGCAGUUCUGAUUUUGACUGGACUAAAAUAAGCUGUGUCUUAAUGUAUGUGAUGAGUACUUAAAUUUUAAUCCAUGUGGUUCCCCUUCCUUUUUUUUUUUUUUUUUCUUCCUUUUUUUGCAUUGUAUGUCAGAAGCACUACUCCUCCUGUGCAUGUGUAAGACUUAAUGGUUCCAUUGUAUUAUUUGACCAUGACAUUUUGGAGAAACAUUCCCAGCUGUAAUGUUGUGUAUGGUAGUUCUCACUGGAUGCUAGACUUUAAAAACCACUAUUCUUCUAAUAAAUUUUGUUGUGAAAA